This is a messenger RNA of Anopheles maculipalpis, 1106 nucleotides long. RefSeq lists its product as uncharacterized. The transcript is spliced from 6 exons. NCBI's taxonomy places the organism in Eukaryota, Metazoa, Arthropoda, Insecta, Diptera, Culicidae. The record is from RefSeq and is a predicted model, not a curated record. The coding region runs from base 48 to 1070 and encodes 340 amino acids.
CCAGUCCACAUAAUAUCAUCGCAUACGAUAGAUUUCAAACAAUCAAAAUGGUUGGUGCUUGGUGUAAAUUACUUGGCAGCUUUAUACGCCCAUCACGGUCCAUCAGCUGUAACGUGCUGAAACGGUUCAUCAGCAUCGGCAUCCUGCUACAGAUCAUCGCCAAUUGUGAUUACGGCUUCGGUGCUAUUCGAUCGGUACAGCUAGUGGUAGAUCCUCCGGCAGUGCGUCGUGGACAGCAUGCCACGUUGCGCUGUCUUUACGACCUGGAUGAUUCGCCCCUGUACUCCGUGAAGUUCUAUCGAGGAUUGCGCGAGUUUUACCGUUAUUCACCAGGCCAGCAACCGAGCAAGAAAAUUUUCCCCUUUCCGGGCAUCAAUGUCGACGCGACUAUGUCCGACAACCGACAGGUGGUUAUCAAAAAUGUGGGCUUCGGACUAUCGGGCAAUUUUUCCUGUGAAGUUACAGCGGACGCACCAUCGUUUUCCACCGCCACGGAACACAUCAGUAUGCAAGUAGUGGAACUGCCAGAGAGUGGACCCACCCUAUGGACGGAACAUACCCGGUACGAGCCGGGGGAUGUACUGAGAGCAAACUGCACCUCACAACCGUCGAGACCGAAAGCCGAGCUAACGCUGACACUGAACAAUAUGGUGGUCUACACGUCGCAUGAAGAAACACGAACCACCACGGACAAUCUGAUCUCCAGUAGUCUCACAUUGCGGCUGCACCUUCAAAGCUCACACUUCGGUUCGGGUCUGAUGCCAGGGAUGGGCGGUGCGUCCGGAUCCGGUGGAGCGCUACUAUUGCGAUGUACCGCCACCAUCGGCAAGCUGUACGAACGCUACACCGAGCUCGAGCUGGGCGUUCCCCAGCGGGAUCCAAUACCGGCCAGAGUCACAUCGUCCGGCGGUGCAAGCAUAUUCCCCAGCCCAGUAGGAGGGCUGUCCGGUAGCCAAAAUCUAAGGGCGUUCGUGCUCAUCCUGCUGACACUGGUGCUGCAUAACAACCAGCCCUCAUUAGCCCAAAUCAGUCGACCGCUCGCAUCGCUCGGUGCACUUCUUCGAAGAUAGUUUGCCUCAAUGCCGUGCCAAAGCCGUGCUGCAUUG